Molecule: messenger RNA, 1674 nt
Organism: Phytomonas sp. EM1
Lineage: Eukaryota; Euglenozoa; Kinetoplastea; Trypanosomatida; Trypanosomatidae
Source: the annotation of a GenBank genome assembly
AUGAAUUUCCCCGUUGGCUACCUCCUUAUACCUCGACAGAGCCUGAAGCCAUCCGAAGAGCCCCUUCUGGUGGAUCAAUCACCUCUCGAGGCGGGAGAGCAGACGGAACCGCAGCUAAAACGCGCGCGCGUCGACGCGAAUGGGAAUAGUGGGAAUACCUCUUCCACCCCCCUCUCGAAUGAUUUUCCUUCUUCCUCGUCCUCUACCUCACCGGAGCUCCCGAACCUGAUCAACGGAAAGUGCGAGGGGAUCUCAAACCCCUCUGCUCUUCCCGAUUCCAUCACCCUCCCCAGGUUAACCCUCCCCUCGCUGAGGGCCGCGCUGCUUUCGUAUCUCCACGACGCCCUCCCUCACCACCCCUCCCUUGACGACUGCCUCGUCGUCCGUGAGGAAAUCCGCGAGGAGGAACCAACGGAAACAAAAACGAAGGAAAACCAAACUGAUGAAACCCAAACGCAAACGGAAGGGGGAAAAUACGUGGUGUGGUCGUUUCAUUUCUCGAUGGAGGGGGUGGGCGAAGGGGCCUGUUCACCGCCUCUUCCGCGGUGGAUCGUCGUGGCGGAUCGUCGGCUGCGGCUGCGCGUUUUUCAUCGCGCGGCAGCGCCCUCUUGCGGGGUUUCGAGGGGGCGGGUUUUGGGGGCCCCUAUCCUCCUCGUCGGGGCCGGCGGCAUCGGCUGCGAGCUGCUCAAAAUUCUCCACCUCGAGGGAUUCCGCCAUAUCGAGGUCCUCGAUCUCGACACCAUCGACGAGACGAACCUCAAUCGGCAGUUUUUGUUCACCGCGGCGAAUGUCGGGCGCGCAAAAGCGGCGGUUGCGGCGGCCGCCGUCCGAGGGUGGGCGGAGGGCCGCGCGCAACGCUUUCCGACUCUUCCAGAUGAGCCCUCCACUUCUUCCUCCUCCGCCUCUUAUUUUCCUCAAGACGUGAUCGCCUAUCACGCGGAUAUUAAGGAUCCGUGCUUUGAUGAGGAUUUUUUUUCCCGUUUCCGGGCGGUGUUGAACGCCCUCGAUAACGUUUCCGCACGGCAACAUGUGAAUCGAAUGUGUAUGCGCGCGAACGUGCCUCUAAUCGAGAGUGGUUCGAUGGGUUAUAACGGGCAGGUGCAGGUGAUUUUAAAAGGCUGUUAUGAAUGCUACGAUUGUUAUCCUCGCCCAUCUGGGCAACCCACGUUCGCGGUUUGCACGAUUCACGCACGACCGACGACGAUGGUGCACUGCGUUCAUUUCGCCAAGGAGCUUUAUGAAACGUUAUUUGGCGAGAAUUCUUUUCUUCGGGAGGUUCAUCCGUCCUCGGAAAAGGGGGAAGGAACCGCCACGCGUGAUGGGGAGGUGGAAAAGACGGGAAACUUAAACUACCUUCGUGAGGUUCUCCUCGCGUGGUGGGCGUCGGAGCGAGGGGAAGAGUCGAUUUCCUCUGAUCCUCCCCUUUCUUCCUCCUCUUCGUCACCCACCAUACCAUUUAACACUGAGGAGGAUGGGGAGCUGCGGCUUCGUCGUCUUGGCGAGCAUCUCCUCCGGCGAAUUUACCACGAUCAGGUCGAGGCGUUGCGGCGUUUACGCACGACAGCGGCCCCCCCCCCCCCCCUCUUCCUCCUCCUUGCCGCCACCCGAACCGCUCGAUCUCGGCCUCGUCCCCGACGCCCACACCCCCCUCCACGCGGAGGAAAUCCCCCGUGA